GGUUUCUUACUGAGCAAGGGACCCGUGAAACUGAUGGUGUUGAUAGAUUCUUCAUUUUUGGGGCCUACCUGAAGAACUUGUUGGCCUGGAUACGAAUGCCCUUCUGCAUUACAACCCUACUGGCUGAUAAGGUGCAAGCCAGGGUAUUUUAGAAACGGAAGGCAGUGGGAUCGCUGGAGUCCAGAACACUUUUACGUAGAAAUACAUAGAUUGGGAAGGUUAAAGUCCACUGCUGUUCGCAAAAAUACUGUUCUCGUUAUGUGGUGGAUGCUUACAUGUAGAAUUUAUUUAGCAUAAUUUGAUAGUAUUCUCAUAGACAAAGGAGUUCUUCUGCCUCUAGAGUCUUCUCUCAGGCUUAUGUGAGACCAUGAGUGAGCUGCUGGUAAUUCUGUGUCUGGCUGGGGAAGCAGGCACGGGUUUAGCCAAGAGUUAGAUACCUGCGAAGCAAUGAACAGUUUGCAAUUCCCUUAUAGUUCCUUUCAAGGAAAACUUAUAAGGAAAAAAUAGGAAAAGCCUAAUAAGAGGUUGAGCUGGCAAAAAGAAAAAAAAAAAAAAGAGAUAAUGGAAAUGCUUUCUGGCACGUGUUUGUGAGAACCUGGAGGGAAAAUUCUCUUCCCUUUUCCCACCCAUGUUUUUUGGAACGCUUUUCAUCUUCAGCUUUGGAUCUUCUCAAAGAGAAUAACAAAUCAUUGGUGCAUAAAUGUUUAGCUUACAAGCAUGGUCCUGUUACCGGGAGGAGAGUUCACUUUCUCUUGUAAAGUAGUUAUGGGAAGCGUUAUGGAGAAUAUUGUGCUGCUGUCCCUGUUGAAGUUGUGUGGGACAGUAGGCAGUCUGUCUUAGAGAAGGACGGUGUCUGCAUUGUGUAAAUUUGUUAUGAUAAGGUAAGCUACAGAGAAAUGUCUUAAUAUGCGCUUCCGUAUUUUCAAGAGCUUGUUUGUCAAUAUACCUCUUGAGCAACAUUAACAGCUCUUAUAACUUUUUCUUGCAGGAAUUUGUGGUUUUUCUAUGCAGUAACUGAAUAUAAGUAAAUUGGAAUUUAAGGCAGUGUUGAUAUCUGAAAUAGACCUCUUUGUGUGUCCUUUUCAUAAACUACAAAUACUUACCAGCACUCCAUUAACUUUCUUAGACUCAUAACGUAUUGUUAUCUGCAAUAAAUACAUCUUAUUCUUUAAGUCAUGCUUAAACAUGGGGUUAAUUCUUUGCGCAGAUGUUGCCCAGCCGUAACAUACUGCACGUUUGAAUAUGAUCCUGUGGUUUGGCUGCUGUCUUGCCUGGAAGUAACAGCCAGUAGCCGCCACUAUGUUGACAGAUUAUUUGACCUCGAUCCCCAGAAAGUUCUGCAAGGUGUCAUAGAUAUGAAAAAUGCUGUAAUUGGAAACAACAAACAAAAAGCCAACUUGAUUGUUUUGGGAGCAGUUCCAAGGUUGCUGUAUUUGCUUCAGCAAGAAACCUCCAGCACAGAACUGAGAACAGAAUGUGCAGUGGUCCUGGGAAGCCUUGCAAUGGGUACAGAGAAUAACGUCAAAUCCCUACUAGACUGCCAUAUUAUUCCAGCCUUAUUGCAAGGAUUACUGUCGCCAGAUUUGAAGUUUAUUGAAGCUUGCCUACGAUGUCUCCGUACCGUUUUCAUUAGUCCUGUAACUCCAGAGGAUCUACUAUACACUGAUGCUACAGUUAUCUCCCACCUCAUGGCACUGCUCAGUAGGUCUCGAUAUACACAGGAAUACAUAUGUCAGAUCUUCUCACAUUGCUGCAAAGGUCCAGAUCACCAGACAAUCUUGUUUAACCAUGGAGCAGUUCAGAAUAUUGCACAUCUGUUAGUCUCCACCUCCUACAAAGUUCGAAUGCAAGCCUUGAAAUGCUUCUCAGUUCUAGCCUUUGAAAACCCACAGGUAUCAAUGACUCUUGUAAAUGUGUCGGUUGAUGGAGAAUUGUUACCACAGAUUUUUGUGAAGAUGUUACAAAGGGACAAGCCUAUUGAAAUGCAGCUCACAUCAGCCAAAUGCCUUACUUCCAUGUGCAGAGCUGGAGCAAUACGGACGGAUGAUUCUUGCAUCGUUCUUAAGACUCUGCCAUGUUUGGUUCGAAUGUGUAGCAAGGAGAGACUGCUGGAGGAGCGAGUAGAAGGAGCAGAAACUCUGGCUUAUUUGAUUGAAACAGAUGUGGAGCUACAGAGAAUUGCCAGCAUUACUGACCACCUCAUUGUCAUGCUUGCCGAUUACUUCAAGUAUCCCAGUUCAGUGAGUGCAAUCACUGAUAUCAAAAGGCUUGACCAUGAUUUGAAGCACGCCCAUGAACUGCGCCAGGCCGCUUUUAAGCUGUAUGCUUCCCUUGGAGCAAACGAUGAAGAUAUCCGAAAAAAGAUCAUUGAGACUGAAAAUAUGAUGGACCGUAUAGUUAAUGGCUUAUCUGAAUCUAGUAUCAAGGUGCGAUUAGCUGCAGUCAGAUGUUUGCACAGUUUGUCCCGUUCUGUACAGCAGCUCAGGACAAGUUUUCAGGAUCAUGCUGUAUGGAAACCUUUAAUGAAGGUUUUACAGAAUGCUCCAAAUGAAAUGCUGGUAGUAGCAUCUUCCACGCUAUGCAAUCUUCUUCUGGAAUUCUCUCCAAGCAAAGAGCCUAUUUUAGAAUCAGGAGCCAUAGAACUUCUAUGUAGUUUAACACAGAGUGAAAAUCUUGCCUUGCGAGUGAACGGCAUUUGGGCUUUAAUGAAUAUGGCGUUUCAAGCAGAACAGAAGAUCAAAUCAGACAUCUUACGAGGUCUGAGUACAGAGCAGUUAUUCCAGUUACUUUCUGAUUCUGAUGUAAAUGUUCUGAUGAAAACUUUGGGACUGCUCAGGAAUCUUCUUUCUACUCGCCCACACAUAGACCAUAUAAUGAGCACUCAUGGGAAGCAGAUCAUGCAAGCAGUCACCCUUAUUCUGGAAGGGGAGCACAAUAUAGAAGUCAAAGAGCAGACAUUAUGUAUACUUGCCAAUAUAGCAGAUGGAACAACAGCAAAAGAACUGAUUAUGACCAAUGACGACAUCCUGCAGAAAAUCAAAUACUACAUGAGUCAUUCAAAUGCUAAACUUCAGCUUGCUGCCAUGUUCUGUAUAUCUAAUCUCAUAUGGAAUGAAGAAGAAGGUUCACAAGAGCGCCAAGAUAAACUACGAGACAUGGGAAUAGUAGAUAUUCUACAUAAAUUGAGUCAGUCAUCAGAUCCAAAUCUGUGUGACAAGGCGAAGACAGCACUCCAGCAGUAUCUUGCAUGAUCAAAGACUAAUUGAAUCUAUGGACACCCCUCAUGUCUACUUAAGGAAUAGCAGGAGAUAUUCCUGACUCCUUAUAUUUGCACAAGUCACCUUGGGCUGCAUUUUUCUCAGGUGCAGGGAGCUGCUUUGCAGAAACAGUUUAAAUGAUCAGGUCUCCAGUGCACUUGAGAAUUUUUUUUGAGGUAGUUUCUUUACUCAGAGGACUCUUGGGGGGUUGUUUUGUUCUUUUGUUUUUUGUUUUUUUUCCUGAGCUACCUGGACUUUCGAAUAGAACAAUCAGUCGUCAUUUUCCUUUUGGGCCUACAAUUUUCUGCUUUUGCUGCAGCCUGCGUGUGUGUGGGUGUGUUUGAGUGUGUGCGUGUGCUUGGAUGAAUGUGCGUGGGUGUGAUACCUCAAUUUUGUUUUUCCUUUUUUGUGUGAAAAUCUUUUUCUACAGGUUUUCAAGGGUUGACCAUUGUUUGCUGUACGAAUACUUCAGUGAAUUAUAUACAGUUUGAAUGAAAUGUUAUUUAAAAAAAAAAACUGUUGUAUCCCAUAAAGUUUAUUUUGAAUUUUGAACAGAUGAAUGUUUUUAAGUAAAAUAUAUGCAUUUCUGAACUUCAGCUUAACUUAAAUUAUACUUCCUUUCUAAAGAGGAAAAUAGAGGGAGACAGUAGACCCCAAAUUAUAAGCAGCACGUUCUGUACUGACAAGAUCCAAGAGUUAGCAUUUUGCUGUCAUACAAGGUCACUUGGUACUGAUGACAUACUCAAAUCAACGGAAUGGGUCAGCUGGAUUGUUUUAGGUUCCUGUACAUUUUUUAGAAGGCUCAUACUUUAAAGUUAGCAUGACUGACUUUUCUGGAAAGGAACAGGUUGCUGCAAUAUCAGCAUGCAUAAGCUAUUGCUUUAGAAGCUAAGAAUUUGCUCGGAUAAUUGCUGAAGGGUUAGCUUAUUUCACUGGUGAUAAGUAUUUGCUGAUCACUGAUAUCAAUAGAGUGAGCAGCAUCUUGCAAAAGCUACACUUUCAAGAGACCAGAAGAAGCUGGCAAGCAGUGAUUAAGGGAUUGCUUUUGUUUUGCAUCCUUUGCCUCCAGACAUAGUUAAGUGACUUACAAAUUAUUUCCAUUAACAGGUGCAUUAAGUUAGGGAAAGGAAUGGAAAAAAUACUAUUUUUUUUCUUUUUACUCAGUCACGUUGCUAUAAAUUUUGUGUAUAUAUGCAGAUAUACACACUUGCAUGGAUUUGGAUACCUGGAUUAUAAGCAAGGGGAUUUUACUACAUUCAGAAGCUAGAUUGUCCAUAAGUUGCUGAAAUUGUGCCUGUAAGUGUGGAGAAAAAUUGUGCGUACAAAUGAAGAAGACAGUGUAAGGUUAGGCUGGAACGCAAGACCCACCCAGUGGCGGCAGGAGUCAAAUAUGCAUAGAAACAAAUGAGAGCAACAAGGAGCUCUCCUUCUUGCAGUUUCAGGGUUCUUGCUUUCUUCCCGUGUCUACUUCUGAUUUCAGUUUAGACUAUAGUUUUGAUAGUCAGAAUCUCCAAACACUAUAUUUAUGUAGCACUAACAGGCACACUAAAGAUUGCAGUCUAUGUCUUAAACCAAAUCUUUCUCGUGUUACAUUGAGCUUCAGGAAGGCUGCAGCAAGAAGAGAGGUCUGUAACUUUGCUAACCAAUUUUGAUAAGUAUCUUAAUCUUUAAUCCUAAUCAGAAGGUCAAAUUGUGAUAGCCUUACUUUUUUUCCGAGGUAACUACUUGUGUCAGAAAACGUGACCACAGUUUGGUCUGGAAUUUGAAUGUGCUAUUUAUCAGAUAACUUACCACAUGAUUGCAGAGGAGAUAUAUACAUUUCAUGUGAUUUCUUCCACUCUCGAAAGACAAAUAAAAGCAAGCACCUGACACUUUUUCCCCAGGCAUUGCAGUAAGUGACUGGCAGUUUUUUAAUGUCCUUCUGCAAAUUUUUUGUGAUGGACUUUGGGGGCUGAACAAAAAGAAAAGUGAAAAUAUGUGAGAACUUGAUAGAUAUCAGUACCUCAGAAGUGAAGUCUAAUUUAUAAAAAUCAAUCACAUUUUUUUUGCUUGAACUCGAAGAAAGUUCUGAGGCAGGUAUUACAAAUGUAAAACUUUAGUGUGCAUCUGGCUUCUAAAUUCACAUUCCUGCUAUGUACAUUUAGGAGCUCAAGUUCUUACAUAUCUCUUUUUCCCCUCCUCCUCCAUUCACGUUUCUAAAAACAAAUCUAAGUUUGAUGCUAUAAAACUUCGGUGCCUAAAAGUGUUCAGAAAAAAGGUGAGUAAAGUAUCUAUGUACAUCUUUGAGGUUGUUUCCUAAAAUUCUACCAGAAAAGCUUAAAAAAAAAAAAGUAAAAAUAAUAAAAAUGCU
Messenger RNA from Cygnus olor (mute swan), 5607 nucleotides. It is a transcript of the gene ARMC8, whose product is annotated as armadillo repeat containing 8. Gene Ontology annotation, cellular component: GID complex. NCBI's taxonomy places the organism in Eukaryota, Metazoa, Chordata, Aves, Anseriformes, Anatidae. Gene Ontology annotation, molecular function: protein binding. Gene Ontology annotation, biological process: proteasome-mediated ubiquitin-dependent protein catabolic process. The transcript is spliced from 22 exons. The coding region runs from base 1176 to 3251 and encodes 691 amino acids. The record is from RefSeq and is a predicted model, not a curated record.